Messenger RNA from Schizosaccharomyces cryophilus OY26, 1880 nucleotides. RefSeq names its product glucosyltransferase Alg6. The record is from RefSeq and is a predicted model, not a curated record. The coding region runs from base 255 to 1775 and encodes 506 amino acids. Gene Ontology annotation, biological process: protein N-linked glycosylation. Gene Ontology annotation, molecular function: dolichyl pyrophosphate Man9GlcNAc2 alpha-1,3-glucosyltransferase activity. The transcript has 3 exons. Gene Ontology annotation, cellular component: endoplasmic reticulum membrane. Lineage: Eukaryota; Fungi; Ascomycota; Schizosaccharomycetes; Schizosaccharomycetales; Schizosaccharomycetaceae.
UAAUUCCUCUCCUCUUAAACAUCUACAAAUUUGCAAAUCGUAUUUAAUGCAUUAAAUUUUUACGAUUUUCGCAUACGUAGGUAAACCAAUACCAACAACGACCCUAAGAUUUCUGAAAAAUAGAAAAAUCACAUCUUUUUGAAAAGCAACUGAAAGUCAAAGUAAGCCAUAAUUUGUUAGAGUUGUAAAAUCUUUAUACUGUUGCAUGAAUUGAGAUAAUACUCGUAAAUUUUUGACAUAUAAGCUGCGCAGAAAUGACUACGGAAUUUGAAAAUGAAAUCCCGGUACAGCAGUUUGUUUCUUGCUUUCGAGCGUACUCUUCAAAAUUUCUCUUCUUCCCCUGUCUUUUAAUGUCAAUUAUUUUCAUGCAAUGGUUAAUCUCCAUCGGUUCUUAUUCUGGACGAAACUCUCCUCCUAUGUAUGGGGAUUUUGAAGCUCAACGACAUUGGAUGGAGUUGACUCUGCAUUCUCCUAUCUCAAAUUGGUACUUUGAAGAUCUGGAAUGGUGGGGAUUGGAUUAUCCCCCUUUGACGGCAUAUGUUUCAUUAUUGUUCGGAUAUAUUGGUCACUAUUUCUUUGAUCCUAGCUGGUUUGCUCAUUUUUCUUCUCGAGGAUUCGAGAAUCUCGAUUUGAAGCUGUAUAUGAGAACUACAGUUAUUCUUUCUCACCUUCUUAUUUUAGUACCACCUUUGAUAUUUUACUCUAAGUGGUGGGCUAGACGUGUUCCUGAUUUCGUCGAACGUAAUGCAUUGCUUGUGAUGGUUCUUUUUCAACCGGCUUUACUACUUGUCGACCAUGGUCAUUUCCAAUAUAACUGUGUUAUGCUUGGCUUGGUAAUGUACUCUAUCGCAAAUCUUUUGAAAAAUCAAUAUGUUGCUGCAGCAUUCCUGUUCUGCUUAGCUCUUUCCUUUAAGCAGAUGGCUUUAUACUUUGCACCUUCCAUCUUUGCUUAUUUACUUGGUGGUUGCUUCAAACCCCAAUUUCAGUUUUCCAGACUGUUUGCCUUGGCAAUCACUGUUAUAUUUACUUUUGGUUUAAUGUUUUUCCCUUGGAUCUAUAUUGACUAUAAAACUCAAUUACCACAGGUUAUUCACCGUAUCUUUCCUUUUGCUAGAGGGUUAUUUGAAGACAAAGUCGCAAAUUUCUGGUGUGCUAUCAAUACAGUUUUUAAAGUAAGAGAUUAUUUUAGUACUCAACAUUUACAAUGUCUAUCUUUAUUGUUUACACUGAUCUCUAUACUUCCGUCUUGCUGCGUUCUUUUCUUGUAUCCGAGAAAAAGAUUGUUAGCCCUUGGCUUUGCGAAUGCUGCCUGGGGAUUCUUUUUGUUUUCAUUCCAAGUUCACGAGAAGUCCGUGCUAAUUCCUCUUUUAUUAACUACUGUUAUACUUUGUCACGGACAUUCAACUACAAAGUCUUGGAUAGCUUUAGCGAAUAACCUUGGCAUGUUUAGUUUAUGGCCUCUUUUGAAAAAGGACAACCUCGGAUUACAGUAUUUUACCGUCUUACUUAUGUGGAACUGGAUUGGUAAAAUGGUCGUCUUUUCCAAAAACAUUCUUUUCCGUUAUUUGCAAAUGGCAUUUUAUCUCGCGAUGAUUAUAAUUUUCGUUCUUGAUCUGUUUAUAACACCUCCUUCUCGAUAUCCGGAUCUAUGGAUAGUUCUAAACGUUACUCUCUCUUUUGCUGGAUUUCUCGUUAUAUAUUUAUGGACACUGUCUAGGUUACUUUACAUUUCUAGCAGGUUAUCAACAGAUUUACGAACGAAAAAGCAUGCUUAGUUUUUGAUUUCUCUCCUUCAAUUCACUUAUUUGACUACCGUUAGUUUAACAUUUACAUAGUUAAAUUGAAAAUAAAGAAUGUUCAUUCAUUACGCAAAACACUAA